This is a messenger RNA of Humulus lupulus (European hop), 2469 nucleotides long. RefSeq lists its product as uncharacterized. The record is from RefSeq and is a predicted model, not a curated record. The transcript is spliced from 3 exons. Bases 1 to 2469 code for a protein of 822 amino acids. NCBI's taxonomy places the organism in Eukaryota, Viridiplantae, Streptophyta, Magnoliopsida, Rosales, Cannabaceae.
AUGCCAAGAGUUUGGGUGGGUGUGGACGGGAUUUCCUGGUCUCCAAUUUCGUCGGUUAUGGCUUCUUUCCUUGAGCGUCCUUUUGCUAAAGACGAGAUCAGACAAGCGGUUUUUUCGUGUGAUGGCACUAAAGCCCCGGGGCCAGAUGGGUUUUCCAUGGUUGUUUAUCAGAACAAUUGGGAGGUAAUGAAAAAGGAUUUGAUGGAUGUAUUUCAUGAUUUUUUCAAGGACGGUGUUAUCCACGAAAGGAUCAAUGAAACUUUCAUUUGCCUGAUUCCGAAGAAAUUGAACAGCUGUCGGGUAAGGGACUACAGGCCUAUCAGUCUAGUCACUAACACAAUUGCUGAAAAUCAAGGUGCUUUUGUCGAGGGGAGGAAGAUCUUGGACACAAUUCUGAUUGCAAAUGAGGCAGUGGAGGAAUAUAGAAGCAAAGGAAAAAAAGGUUGGGUGUUCAAAAUAGACUUCACCAAAGCUUAUGAUUGUGUGGACUGGGAUUUCUUGGAGUUAGUUUUGGAAAGGAAGGGUUUUGGUGAAGUUUGGAGGACGUGGAUGCGUGGGUGUUUAUCCUCCACUUCUUACUCCGUCUUUGUGAAUGGGCGGCCGAGAGGAAAGUUUAAGGGUUACAGGGGUAUUCGCCAGGGGGACUCUUUGUCUCCAUUCUUGUUCACUUUGAUAGCGGAUGUUUUAGGCAGAAUGGUAGAUAAAGCUAAAAGUGCCUCGGCUCUAAGAGGUUUCUCGGUGGGCAAGGAUAAAGUGGAUGUGAGCCACCUUCAGUUUGCAGACGACACGAUUUUCUUUGCAAAUGAUGAGGAGUCGCUGGAAGAUCUUUUGGACAUUCUAAAGGUCUUCGGUGGAGUUUCGGGGUUAUCUAUCAAUUUGCAGAAAUGUCAGCUGCUGGGGAUUAAUUUGCAGAAAGAGAUGGUGGAUCAGAAAGCUAGUGAGAUUGGGUGUGAAGUGGGUGAUUGGCCUAUUCAGUAUUUAGGGCUUCCUUUGGGGGCUUCUCCUCGCUCCAAAGGGUUUUGGGACCCGGUGUUAUCUAAAUGUGCUACUCGAUUGGAUUCCUGGAAGAGUGCAUUUCUGUCUAGAGGAGGGAGGCUGACUCUUAUUCAAUCUGUUCUGUCUUCCAUUCCCGUGUACUACCUGUCGCUUUUUUGUAUCCCUAAGAAUGUGGCGAUGACAAUUGAGAAACUGAUGCGCGACUUUUUUUGGGAAGGUGCGGACAAUUCAGGUGCCGAUCAUUUGGUUUCCUGGGCCGAUGUUUGCAAUUCUCGUAGUCACGGAGGCUUGGGGGUUGGGAGUUUGGUUUUGAGGAAUAAGGCUUUUCUUAUGAAGUGGUUGUGGCGGUUUCCAUUGGAAAAGAAUUCUUUAUGGCAUAGGGUGAUCAGUAGUAGGUAUGGUGAAGAUGCUGGCUUCUGGGAUACAAACGUGGGGAGUAGAUUUUCAGUUCGUGGUCCGUGGAGAGAUAUUUCUAUGUUGUACGAGGAGUUCAAGCGUAGGGUCUUUUUCAAGGUGGAGAGGGGUGACAGGAUUCGUUUCUGGGAGGAUAAGUGGAUUGGUGAUUGUUCCCUGAGCUCACGGUUCAUUGAUCUAGUCAGGGUGUCCGAGGCAGUGAUUGUUUCGAUCAGAGACUUGGUGGUGGCUGAUGGUGGUAUUAGCUCGGAAGGUCUCGGCUGGGAUUUCCGUUUUAGAAGGAAUUUAUUCGACAGGGAGAUUCCUAGCUUGAUUGAGAUGUUAGAUUUGAUUAAGGAUGUGCAUCUGCCGGAAAUUUUAGAAGACAAAAGGAUCUGGAAACCAGACAGUAGCGGGGUUUUCAGUUGCCAUUCGGCCUUUCGCAGCUUAGCCUAUGAUCAUUUAGGGCCAGAGUGGCCGUGGGCAAGGAGGUUAUGGAAAAGUGGUGUCCCAUACAAAAUUAAAGUGUUUGGAUGGUUAUUAUUCCUUGACAAAUUGAGUGUCCAUGAGAAUUUGCAGAGGAGGAGACCUUUCCAUUCCUUGUCGCCCAAUCGGUGUGCUAACUGUAAUAACAACAGCGAGUCAGUGGGACAUUUGUUUCUUCGGUGCUCUUUCGCCAGCAUCGUUUGGAAUAAAGUAUUACAAGAAUUUGGGGUCGGUUGGUGUAUGCCUUCCUCCUGUGCGCAAUUGUUUCUCUCUCAUUUGGAGGGAGGAAAGAGGGUGACGCGUUUAUGGCAGUGUACCGUCCUCGCUACAUUUUGGGCUAUUUGGUUGGAGAGAAAUUCGAGGACUUUUGACGAUUCAUCUUUUUCCGUGGACAACCUUUGGGAUAAAAUCAGGUUCUGUGUUGCCACUUGGGUGUAUAGAACGAAAGAGUUUGAGGGUGUGUUCUUUCUGGAUCUUCGUAGGGAGUGGGAUGUGCUAAAAGUUGUUUGGAAUGGUGUUGAGGAAUACAAGAAGGAAGUGGAUAAGAUUGGAACACUUUUGCAAAAUCUGAAGAUGCAGAAGAGGAACAGUUGA